AUGUCUACGAUCUUGAUUUCCGGCGCCAACAAAGGAAUCGGCCUUGCGCUGGUUAGCAAGUACCUAGCUCGCGAUAAUGUGACUGUGAUCGCCGCUGUUCGCAACCCAAGCUCAUCGGAGUCAAGUCUCUCCAACCUUCCCACAGGGGCGGGUAGUCGGCUAAUUAUUGUCAAAAUCGACGCCAGCUCCGACAUCGACGCCAAAGCGGCAGUGGAAUCAUUAUUAAGCCAAGGCGUGUCGAUAUUAGACAUCGUCAUCGCUAAUGCGGGAGUCUUCGACCGAGCCGCUUUCACUACCGUUGCCGAGUCUAGCAUUGCCCAGAUCCAAUCCCAUCUAGACAUCAACACUCUUGGACCUAUACGUCUAUUCCAGGCUACCCUCCCUCUCCUUCAGAAGUCAUCAUCUGCUCGCUUUGUCCUAAUAAGUACUCUAAUGGCAACGAUUGGAGAUAUGAAGGAUGCUCCGUGGACUAUUGCGCCGUACGGCGCUAGUAAGGCUGCGGCGAACUUCUUUGUCCGGAAAAUUAACUUUGAGAACGAUGGGAUCUCCACUUUGGCUGUUAACCCUGGGUCGGUCAAGACGGAGUCUGGAAAUGACGCUUGUCGAACGUUAGGCUUCGACGGCGCUUUCGUAGAGAUUGAGGACAGUGUUAGCGCAAUCGUCAACAAAAUCGAUGGGUUGACCAAGGAGAACGGUGCCGGUGAGUUUUGGAGCAUCGAUGAAUCCACUGUUGCCUGGUAA
Molecule: messenger RNA, 741 nt
Organism: Penicillium robsamsonii
Lineage: Eukaryota; Fungi; Ascomycota; Eurotiomycetes; Eurotiales; Aspergillaceae
Product: Short-chain dehydrogenase/reductase SDR
Exons: 3
Coding region: 1-741 (246 amino acids)
Source: RefSeq, a predicted model, not a curated record